UCUCAUUUUGUGUAGAAAAUGUAGGACUGACACGAGCGUGUUUUUCCAACGAGUAACUGAACAUUUUCCACAGUCGCAUAAACUCACUCCCAACCGCUUUUGUCUCUGUUGUGAACGCAAAAGCGCAGCACCCCUAAUUGUAUGCAAAAUUACUUUCUGGACAAUUUAUAACGAGGACAAUUGCAGUUUGUGCAUUAUCGCCGCGGCUCUCUCCGGAACAGCAAAGACUACGUCUUCGUGCUCGCGCACGCAGGUGUGUGCACGUGCACGCACACGCACUUGGAUUGGAGGGGGAGCGCGCACAUGCCUUGACUUGACUCGAGCGGUGUUCUCAGGACGAGAUCGCAACUCGUCAGCGAUGCACAAGGAUGCUGAAUGAAGCCACACCGGCGCUCCGAUACCGGACCCAGCUCCGAACUUUGAAUGCUUUCGUGUCCUUUUAAAGACGGCGAUACAUGACUUUUCAUUUUUUUUAGUGUCGCAGUUAAAGUUUUGCUCGUCAGCCAUGAUUAGAUUCGGAGUCACCGGUGGUCUCCUCCUGUGCGCUUUCUUCCGGUUGCUUCCCGGGAUCGGCGCCCAGGCGCCGAACUGCCAGGAGAUUCGUGCCGUGUUUCAGACUCUGCACCCGGGAUCCAAGUGGGUCCCCGAAACUGCCGUGUCAGGUUCCGACCUGCAGGUUUGCCAAACCAAAGGUCCCGCCUGCUGCUCCAAAAAGAUGGAGGAGCGGUACCAGGUAGAUGCCCGCAACAACAUGGAGUCCAGCCUGCAAGUUGUCAGCGCUCAGCUCAAACGUAUCAUCAUCCAGAACGCUGCCAUUUUCCAAGAGGCUUUUGACUUGGUGCUGCGUCACGGCCGCAACGCCACGCUAGCGAUGCUCAAGUCGGACUUCCCCGCUCUAGGCGGCGGGGCGCAGAGCUCCGUCGGGCAGCUCUUCCUGGACAUGUCCCUCUACAUCCUGGGCUCGGACUCCACGGUAGAUCACAUGGUGGCGGUGAUCUACGGCCGCCUCUUCCACGUGACGUAUCGCCGCCUGCUCGGGGGCAGCGGGUCUGUGUCCGAGGCGUGUCUGAAAGAGGCCUGGAAAGACUCGGGAGCCUUCGGGCCUUAUCCCAAACUGAUGAUGACGCGUCUGUCCCGCUCCCUCCUCGCGACGCGAGUAUUUCUUCAGGCGUUGAACCUGGGCAUCGAGGUUGUUAAUACCACUGACCACCUGCGACCCAGUCGGGACUGCGGCCGAGCCUUGAUGAGACUGUGGUACUGCCCCCACUGCCAGGGCUUGCUGGGGCCGCCGGUCUGCCGGGGUUUCUGCCAAGCGGUGAUGCACGGGUGCCUGGGGGGGGCGGCCGAGGUGCAGCCUCACUGGAAGACCUACGUGGACGGCCUGGGGAAGUUGGCGGCGGCGAUGAGCGACGAACGGGACAUGGAGGCCGUCGUCCUCAGACUCCCGGCUAUGAUCAAACUGGCUCUCAAACACGCGGUGAAUGCACGCAGCCGUCUCAGUAGCGUGGUAAAUGGGAUGUGUGGACAGUCCCCACAGCGGACCACCCGCUCUGCCGUAUCCCCUCUUUUCCAGCAUCCCGCCGCCUCCGUGGCCCGCAACACUCGGCCGUCACACUCAGAUCCUGAUGAGACCUUAGGGGGUCUCCGCAGGGAGUUCAUUUCCAAUCUGAGGGAUUUCAGCUUCUUCUACAGCGGUCUCGGGGAGUCUCUGUGCAGCCGAGAGCCCGCCCCAGCGAACCACUCGCUCUGUUGGAAUGGGCAGGAAAUGACAGACAGGUUUUCGGGGCCCAAUCUGAAGCGGUCGCACUCGGGUUCUGAGUCCCGAAGCAACAAGCCCCUUGAGCCCGUCAUAAGUCAGAUGAUUGACAAACUCAAGCACAUCAACCAGUUGCUGCGGCAUGUAACGAUAUCCGAAAAGCGCUGGAGAGCCCGGACCCGUGCAGGUGGGGUAGAUGGAUGGAGCGAUGAAGGCGAAGAGGGAUUUCAGAGCGGCGACUGUGACGAUGAGGACGAGUGCGCUGGCGUGUCCGGCUUGGGCCCGCCACCACGACGCAAACGGUUACGUGUCUUCGCAGACCUCGCAGAUAACCUGGCAAUGGAUGACUUCACCUUCCAGGAACAGCUUUUGACCCCUCGGUUGGCCACAGCUGGGGUCGAAGCCGUACCUUCACCUGGGACCGGACUGCAGAGCGUCUAUCUGGUCACGACGAUCCCUGUCGCUCUGUGUUUCCUUCUUGUGUGCCAGCACUGACCGUCUGCCAUGUGCACACGAUGUAAACUCUGUAGAAGAAGAGAAACUCUUUUGAACUUAUUGUUCCAAAGGCGUGGUUCAGAGAAGAUUUCACAAAGCAGACAAUGCUCCAUCCUCUUCACCUUUGGAUAGUUUUGUUUUUUUAAGCACACCUGAUGAACUUGUGAUGUUAUGUAAAUAAGAACCGCAUUCUUUCUGCCUGUCCCGUGAUUACCAAAUGAGAGUCCUGCAUUAUCCCGUCUCUGUUUCUGAUGUCUCAGCUGACCUUAUUGCUGAGCAUUGUCGCUGAUUGGCAAGUGGACUUGAUAAGUCUGUGGACCUUUUCAAAAUGCUUCCUGUCCUUGUGUGCACUGAAUUGUUACGUUGCAGGCAAAAGAUGUCGCGCGUGGAUGUGAAUGACCCUGUGUCCUGGCAGAGAUACCCAAAUAAUUACAGACCGGUUGCUCAUGCCGGCCCGUUAAAAGGGACUCGAAGCCUGACGGGAUAUGUACAGUAGGUCUCCUGCAACAGUACUGUGUAAGUUUCUCUUUAAUGGCUCCAUGUUUCCAAAAUUAUCUUCAUUUGCUAUAUUAACACAUUUCCUACUGUAGGGUACAAGUUGACUGGAAAACACCAAUUAAAAAAAAUGCAUUAUCAAUACAGCAUUUCAUACACUGUGUUAAGAUGUAAUUGUAUAUACUGUAAAUAUUUACAUGUGUAAUAUGUGUCAACAUUAAUUAUCUCCACCAAGCACAAAGUGCAAGAGGGGAGGUAAUUUUUUUUCAAGUUACUUUUGGGCUGUGGUUUUUGGUAUAUUGGAUGUUGAUGAUGAUGUUUGAUGAUGAGUAAAUGUUCUUGAUAGGAUGUCCCCAUUUCAUUUUGCUGACAUUUACACACCAAGGAUGUACAUAAUUAUAGCCAUUUCAACUAUCCCUACUGUUUACAAAAGACUAACUUUUCAAAAUUGAUAUUCGAAUUUUGCCACAUGUGAACGGUCAUGCAGAUGGUGCCCUGGCCCUUGAAGAGAUUCACGUUUCCCAUUACAGUGAAGUAGAAACACAGUCAUUUAUUGCUGUAUUCCAACACUGUAUCAUCAAAGAGAGCAAGCCAGUCAACGCUUAAGAUUUUGAGAUAAUUAAAAAAAAAAAAAAAAAAUGACAGAUAUACAUUGGUAUUGACUAAUAGUAGCAGUUUGUGAAAAAAUACGACAAAUUUGGACAUGGGAGGAUUUGGCCUGUCCCCAGCGAAUGCAGUACUUAUGUCUUGAGCGCUGAAUCGCACCAAACAAGGUUAUUUAUUUUUUUGUGUGUUUUUACAAAAUGCGUUUUCAGCUACCAGUUGUAUGUGACACUGUUACUGUGGGGGAAAAAUAUAUUCAAUAUAGCUGUCUGUAGAUGUGAAUGUGAUGUGUGGGCUUUCUGAAUAAAUCAUGUGUUUGUAUUUUUACUGAUUUUGAUGAAUCAUUUUGUAUACACUGAUUUAUACUAUUUGAACAACUGAUAAUUUGAGCGUAAAAUGCUUGGUACGUCUCAAAGCAGCACAUCAGUGAGCCAUCUUUUCCGAUCACUGCAAUUUUCCCCAGCCGUUACGGGGGCACCGUCAACAUCAACGUACGAUUCAGCGCUCAAUACGGUGCCUACAUAUGCAUAGAGCUCGUGCACGUGACGUCAUGAUUUUCACGGCGCCAUAUUGCCGGUCAAACGGAGCUGCUCGACAAUGUGGGAGACAUUGAACCCGAGGAGAAUAUUUACAAUACCCGAGACCUGUUGUUCUGUUGGUUGUCACAACAGACGAGACAGAUAUUCAAAGAGAUUAUUCUAUAGUAUACCAGCUGAAAAGUUCAGAAAAGAUUGAUGGAUUUUGGCAAUUAAACGUGAUGGCUGGUGCCCAACCAAAUACACACGCCUGCGUAGCGAUCACUUCAUUUCAGGUAGAAAUUAUUCUGAAUCUCAAAUGACGAUGUAUUUUUAUAAUGCCAAAUUGACUCAUAUGAAAACAAUACGUAUUUAAAAAAAAAGAAGUCUGUUGUUUACGGAGGUUAAUGUGUGGCAGAAAU
Molecule: messenger RNA, 4286 nt
Organism: Syngnathoides biaculeatus (alligator pipefish)
Lineage: Eukaryota; Metazoa; Chordata; Actinopteri; Syngnathiformes; Syngnathidae
Gene: gpc3
Product: glypican 3
Exons: 9
Coding region: 506-2251 (581 amino acids)
Biological process (GO): cell migration; regulation of protein localization to membrane; positive regulation of canonical Wnt signaling pathway
Cellular component (GO): cell surface; extracellular region; plasma membrane
Source: RefSeq, a predicted model, not a curated record